Messenger RNA from Mycosarcoma maydis (corn smut), 1752 nucleotides. RefSeq lists its product as uncharacterized. The coding region runs from base 1 to 1752 and encodes 583 amino acids. Gene Ontology annotation, molecular function: oxidoreductase activity, acting on paired donors, with incorporation or reduction of molecular oxygen; monooxygenase activity; heme binding. Lineage: Eukaryota; Fungi; Basidiomycota; Ustilaginomycetes; Ustilaginales. The record is from RefSeq and is a predicted model, not a curated record. The transcript has 2 exons.
AUGGCGAUAUCCACCUCCUCCCGGCUCGUCAUUCAUCAAGACGUGCUCAGCUGGUUGCAACAUCGACCAUUUGCAUCAGCAUUCACCUUGCUCGUCGUCUACAUUACCUACAAACUCGCCAUCAAGCCCAUCCUCUUUCCCUCUCCCUAUCGUCAUCUACCACGGCCCGAACGAGCAUCGUAUAUUCUUGGUCAGCGGAUUGUUGAAGCCAAUGGCCUGACAUACAUCGACGCUUCCACCAACCAGCGUGUCAAGGUCAGCGGACCGGGCGAAGUAUGCAAGCACUACGCUCGCACGCUCGACACCUCGGUGUUUGUCUUUCCGGAACCUUUUGGUGGUGAAACCCUCUUCAUCUCGGAUCCAUUUGCGCUGAAUGCGAUCCUUGCUGAUGUCGACAAGUUUCAAUCGGAUCUGCUACGAACGACGAUCAUCGAGUUUAUCGUUGGAAAAGGCAUCGUAGCACGCUUCGGAGAUGCACAUCGAAAACAGCGCAAGCUCAUGGCGCCCGCAUUUACUCCGGCACACAUCAAAGGGCUGACGCCGAUUUUUGCCAAGUACGCCCAGCUCAUGUGUCACAAGAUCGCCUUGGCGGACGAUGAGAGUGUCGAUUUUGCCGAGUACCUCGAUUGCACGAUGCUCGACAUCAUUGGUGAAGCUGGCUUUGGCUACAGAUGCUCAGCUCUGGAACGCGGCAGAGGCGGAUCAGAGCUUUCGUCGGCAUUCAACUCGGUCAAUCAAGCCGCGAUCGAUUUCGGACCCGCCCGAGCGAUCCACCUGGGUCUUUCGGCAAUGCUGUAUCCGCGCGCAUCCAUCUGGCCUUUGUCUGAAGCGAAUCGACGGAUCGCCAAAGUUAACCGCGUUAUGGACCGUAUCACGAUGCAGAUUGUUCGCGAGGCAAAAUCGCGCGUCGAAAAGGAAGGUGAAGAUCUCGGCGACAAGAAGGACCUUCUUUCGCUGCUGAUCAAAAGCAACCUAGAUGCGCGCAUCGGCGAGAGGAUGACGGACAAGGAGAUCUCGGGUCAGAUUCAAACCUUCAUGUUUGCGGGAUACGAAACAAGCUCUGUGACCACCUCGUGGACGCUCUACUUCCUCGCACGACAUCCUGAAGUACAGAACAAACUGCGCAACAUCCUCACCGCCACACUUUCCGAACGCAAAGGCAUACCAUUGGAAGAACUCGAUGUGUCCACAUUGGAAUACGACGACGUCUGGUGUCAAGACUUGGAAUAUUUCGACUGGAUACUGGCCGAGACACUGAGAUUGUGUCCACCUUUGUCAGGGAACGAUCGGCAAGCGAUGCAGGAUAGCGUUUUGCCGCUCAUGACGCCCGUCAAGAUGACUAAUGGCGAAAACGUGUCUCAGUUGAUGGUCAAGAAGGGGUCGAGGUUGACCAUUGGUAUCAAGACGGUCAACUGCGACAGAAAGCUGUUCGGCGAUGAUGCCGAUGAGUUUCGGCCAGAGCGCUUCGCCGAGCUGCCACAGAGACACGCGGAAGCCAAGCUCCCACCGUACGCCACGUAUUCUUUCUUUGGCGGUCCCAAGUCUUGCAUCGGUUCCAAAUUCGCACUCACCGAAAUGAAAGUGAUCAUCAUCGCCGUCCUCUCCCGCUUCCAGCUAUCGCCCGAGCCCGGCGUGACUAUCAAACAACACCAGGCGCUCAUCGUCCGUCCUCGCGUAGAAACGUCUACUGGAGGUCCAGCAGCCGGAAUGCCACUCCGCAUCAAACGGCUGCCUCACCAAGUUUCCGUCUGA